Molecule: messenger RNA, 1049 nt
Organism: Python bivittatus (Burmese python)
Lineage: Eukaryota; Metazoa; Chordata; Lepidosauria; Squamata; Pythonidae
Gene: POP4
Product: POP4 ribonuclease P/MRP subunit
Biological process (GO): tRNA 5'-leader removal; rRNA processing
Cellular component (GO): ribonuclease MRP complex; ribonuclease P complex
Molecular function (GO): ribonuclease P RNA binding
Source: RefSeq, a predicted model, not a curated record
GGGAGAGGGUGCUGUUUGGCCGCGGUUGGUGCCCUUUUCAGCGUUUUCGGAUAAUUUUGCCGAAGAUGGAGACGGAGAAGGUGUUAUAUAAACAACUGCCUGAGCCAACAGCAAAACUCUUGAGCCUUCAGCCGCAAGGAUCCAAGAAGGCCGAGGCCUUUGUAAAGGCCUUUCUGAAGCGCACCAUGCCCCAAAAGAGUGAGGAGGACAUUGAGAAACACUUAAACCGGAAAGCAGUUGUCCUUGAGCACCCCCACCGGAGGAGGACCCGGCAGAGGAACAAGAAGAGGAAAGGGUUAUCCGCCAAGCAGAGACGAGAAAUGCGCCUCUUUGAAAUUACUCCAGAACAGCAGAGAUACGAGAUAUUCGUACCAUUGCAUGAGCUUUGGAAACAGUACAUUAGAGAUCUCUGCAAUGGAUUGAAACCCGAUGCGCAACCACAGAUGAUUCAAACCAAAUUGCUUAAAGCAGAUUUCCACGGAGCCCUUGUGACAGUGACGAAAUCCAAAUGUCCUUCCUAUGUUGGUAUCACGGGCAUCAUCCUACAGGAAAUGAAACACGUUUUCAAAAUUAUCACAAAAGAAGACAAGCUGAAAGUUAUUCCAAAGCGGAACAGCAUCUUCAGCAUAGAAAUCGAUGGCUUUGUCUCCUAUAUCUAUGGUAGCAGGAUCCAGUUUCGAGCAAGUGAGCGUUCUGCAAAAAAGUUCAAGGGACAAGGGACAAUGGAUCUGUGAUUUUUUUUCUGUAAAUUUGGAAACUAGCCUUUUGUUUCCAAGGGUCAGAGAGUCCACAGCGAUCUUUUCUUCUAAGAAAAUGAACACAAGAAGCAGCAGCCUGGUUUAGUACCCUUGGAUCUUCAGGACUAAUUUUGUACCUAAUCCAAGAUAGGUUCUUGUUUAUAUUGAUUUUGGCAGGAGACCUGUACAAGGGCUGGCCUUCUGAACAUUUUAAGAUUGAAUCAGUUCUAAUUCUGUAUUUGUGCCACGUUGGAUUUUAUAUUUUGUUAUUUAAAAGGUUCUUCUUUGUAAUAUAGAAUGAAAAUCUUUGAA